GGAUGUGUUGGGACAAGUGCUUUUUCAAGCCAGGAUAUCAGUGGAAGACACAGUGUUCCCUAAAAGCCAUCCAGUUCCCGGGGAGCAUCAGCAGCCGCGAAUCCUCUGCUCCGCACAGAAAAUCCGCUUGACCUUUCCUUUGCCUUCUGGUGUUUUUUAUGGGUUUAGAAGCAAAAAGGAUCCUCAGCGAGAGCUUUUUCAUGGUGAAAGGUGCAGCCCUUUUCUUACAGCAAGGAAACAGCUCCCAGGGCCAGAGAAGCCUCCAGCAUCCCCACAAACAUGCAGGUGACUUGCCCCAGCACCUCCAGGUGAUGAUCAACCUCCUGCGCUGCGAGGACAGGAUCAAACUGGCCGUGCGUUUGGAGAGCGUGUGGAGCGACCGCGUGCGCUACAUGGUGGUGGUGUACAGCAACGGGCGGCAGGACACCGAGGAGAACAUCCUGCUGGGAGUGGACUUCUCCAGCAAGGAGAGUAAAAGCUGCACUAUAGGAAUGGUUCUUCGCCUCUGGAGUGAUACUAAAAUCCAUCUGGAUGGGGAUGGUGGAUUCAGCGUGAGCACUGCAGGGAGGAUGCACAUCUUCAAACCUGUGUCAGUGCAAGCCAUGUGGUCUGCUUUACAGAUCCUCCACAAAGCCUGUGAAGUUGCCAGGAGGUACAACUACUUCCCAGGAGGGGUGGCUUUGGUGUGGGCCACCUACUACGAGAGCUGCAUCAGCUCUGACCAGAGCUGCAUCAACGAGUGGAACGCCAUGCAGGACCUGGAGUCCACCCGGCCCGACUCCCCAGCCCUCUUUGUUGACAAGCCGACAGAAAGGGAGCGAACCGAGCGCCUCAUCAAAGCCAAGCUCCGCAGCAUCAUGACCAGCAAAGACCUGGAAAAUGUGACCUCCAAGGAGAUCCGAAACGAGCUGGAGAAGCACAUGAACUGCAACUUGAAGGAAUUCAAGGAAUUUAUAGACAAUGAAAUGCUGCUGAUCCUGGGUCAGAUGGACAAACCAUCCCUGAUUUUUGAUCAUUUGUACCUGGGCUCUGAGUGGAAUGCUUCCAACCUGGAGGAGCUGCAGGGCUCGGGCAUUGAUUACAUCCUGAACGUCACCCGGGAAAUCGACAACUUCUUCCCAGGCCUGUUCGCGUAUCACAACAUCCGCGUGUACGACGAGGAGACCACGGACCUGCUGGCUCACUGGAACGAGGCUUAUCACUUCAUCAACAAGGCCAAGAAGAACCACUCCAAGUGCCUGGUGCACUGCAAGAUGGGCGUGAGCCGCUCGGCCUCCACCGUCAUCGCCUACGCCAUGAAGGAGUUCGGCUGGUCCCUGGAGAAGGCCUACAACUACGUGAAGCAGAAGCGCAGCAUCACGCGGCCCAACGCCGGCUUCAUGCGGCAGCUGCUGGAGUACGAGGGAAUUCUGGAUGCCAGCAAGCAGCGCCACAAUAAACUGUGGAAGCAGCAGGCAGAGAGCAACCUGCCCCAGAACACCGAUGGCACCACGGGGUCGGGAGAUUUCCUACUGGAGAGCUUGGACAUCGACCUGGAGAACCGCCUGGCUGACCUGGACAUGCCUUCCCAGUCAGCCUACCUGGACAACCGCGGCUCCGACGGCUCCGUGGGCUUCCAUUACUGCUUCCGCCGCCUCUCGGACACCCUGCUGGAGAACAAGAUUCCCGGGGACAGGGAGGGCUUCUUCCACAUGGAGCAGCUGGAGCGGGAGGCCCUGGUGGGACAGGCUCCCUCUGCACCAUCCCAGGGAAGGGCCCCGGAGAGAGCGGAGCCGCUGGCAGAGCUGGGUGGCUUCUGUGAGAAAGAGGCAAAGAAGAAACUGGACUUCAGCCCCAGGAAGGGGAGGAUGGUCCUUGGGGAGCCAGGGGAGGACGGUGUCAGGGAGGAAAAUCCCAUGGAGAAGUGGAAGAGGCGUUUGUCCAUGCACAAGGAGGAGAGCAGGCUCAAUAGGGAGAACUUGAAUAACAACAACAGCAAAAGGAGUUGCCCAGAGGAUUUUGAGCACGACGCCGUGUUUGGGAUCCUCAGCAAGGUGAAGCCUUCCUACCAGUCCUGCACAGACUGCAUGUACUCCUCGGCAGGGCUGGCCCCCGACUCCUUCGGGGAGCAGUGCGAGAGGCUCGGCGCCAGCGCCGCGCGCCGCAGCAGCACCAUCUGCACCCAGCCCCCCAUCCUGUCCCACCUGCACUCCCACCUGAUGGAGCACCUGCCCAGCAGGGCACCCCCUGAGGAGCCUGGCAGAACUAAACAUAACGAGGCUCCGCUCCCUCUGGUGCCGGGAGCCGGGACUGUGGAGGUUGGCACGUGCAGGUCGCUGGAUCAGCACUGCGGCCUUUUGGAGAGAGGGAAAGAUGCGCCAAAAACCCCCGAGAAAACUCUGCUGCCCAGGAGAAACUCCCACUGUGACAGGAGCCUCCUUCACGCAGAGGUGGUGAGGGAAGAGUCUCUGGCCAGAAAGGACCCCAGACCUACCAAGGACCUGAAGUACCUGUUGUUCAGCAAAGACUUGGAAAAGCCGAGCGCCAACAGUUACCUGAUGCAGCACCAGGAGUCGCUGCUCCAGCUGCAGAAGGCAGGAUUGGUCAGGAAGCACACCAAAGAGCUGGAGCGCCUCAAGAGCCUCCCCUCGGACACCUCAGCAGGCAGGGUGGACUCCAGCAUCGUGGAGGAGAGCGAGGACUUGAUGUCCCAUCCCAGCCUCGUGCCUCUCCUGGCUCCGGCCCCGCUGGUGCCCACGGACGCCGAGAACGACGCGGAGAAGCUGGGGGUGAAGCGAAUCCUGGAGGGGCUGUCCCAGAAAACCUCCACGCCGGCCGGGUGCCGCCUGGAGCACACGAGCAGCUUCACCAAGGACUUCCUGAAGACCAUCUGCUACACCCCCUCCUCCUCCCGCUCCUCCAACCUGACCCGCAGCUCCAGCAGCGACAGCAUCCACAGCGUGCGCGGCAAGCCCGGCCUGGUGAAGCAGCGCACGCAGGAGAUCGAGACCAGGCUGCGCCUGGCCGGCCUCACCGUGUCCUCACCCCUGAAAAGAUCCAAUUCCCUCGCCAAGCUGGGAUGUCUUAACCUGUCCUCUGAGGACCUGUCCAGUGAUGUGGAGGUGGCCACAAUCACAGACUCCAAGGAGGCUGUGUCCAGCGAGUGCUCCGUGCUCGCUGAGCCCCCGCUGAGGAGCGUGGACGGCGCCUCCAAACCGGGGCUGAAGCCUCUGCCUGGGAACUUGAAGAACACGCUUUGGAUGGGCAAAAGCUGAUGCUUUGCAGGGGGAGGAGGGGGCUGGAUUUUGGGGGGUUUGCAGCAUUUAUUCAUUGCAUCAGUGCUGUUUUUUCAUCUGACUUGCAGCAGCUCAUCUGGUGCCACCUCCUUGUCCCCCUCCUUGAAAGAACCACGAUGGGUCAAGGUGAAGGGCACAAGGGAAAUAAAAUGUGUUGCAUGGCUUAGAGGAGGACUUGGUGUGUGACUUGCCUGUUGUCCUGCAGGAUGCUCUUCCUAGUACUGUUUGCCAAGUGUAAUAACGUGGAUUUGUGUGUAGUUAUGGAUAGAUAUUUGUAUCUCUAUCUAUCUAUAUCUAAAAUGCUGAAAUAUUCUGUUUCAAAGACUCAAAAUAAUUAUUCAUUACUUUUUUUUUUUUUACAGAACAAACACAAGUCUCUAUUUAAACAGGGCACUUGUGGAAAAUCCUUAAAAUGGUGACACGCACACUA
Messenger RNA from Catharus ustulatus (Swainson's thrush), 3705 nucleotides. RefSeq names its product slingshot protein phosphatase 1 (gene SSH1). Gene Ontology annotation, cellular component: cytoplasm. Gene Ontology annotation, biological process: negative regulation of actin filament polymerization; protein dephosphorylation; actin cytoskeleton organization. Lineage: Eukaryota; Metazoa; Chordata; Aves; Passeriformes; Turdidae. The record is from RefSeq and is a predicted model, not a curated record. The transcript has 14 exons. Gene Ontology annotation, molecular function: actin binding; protein tyrosine/serine/threonine phosphatase activity. The coding region runs from base 159 to 3254 and encodes 1031 amino acids.